This is a messenger RNA of Lycium barbarum (goji berry), 2518 nucleotides long. Its product is annotated as probable pectinesterase/pectinesterase inhibitor 58. Gene Ontology annotation, molecular function: pectinesterase inhibitor activity; pectinesterase activity. The record is from RefSeq and is a predicted model, not a curated record. The transcript has 3 exons. The coding region runs from base 328 to 2259 and encodes 643 amino acids. NCBI's taxonomy places the organism in Eukaryota, Viridiplantae, Streptophyta, Magnoliopsida, Solanales, Solanaceae. Gene Ontology annotation, biological process: cell wall modification.
CUAAGAUGAGGGACAACCAGUACUUGAGGCCUUUCUCCACUAGCAUUUUAGUGAUCGGCCACUAAGCAGCACAUUAAUAUUUUUUUUAGAUAUUUCUUGGGUAAGUUUCUUAUUAUAGCUUUAUUUAAAACCUGAAAUUGGAACGGAUUAGAACCUGUUUGCAUUGUUUCUCAUUUUUGUUUAGCUCACUGUUCAGAGAUGUGAUUGAAAUUGAUUCCCAACCCUUUCUUUAAUAUAUAAGGUAAGUUUUGAAAAGUAACACGCUCCCGACAGACAAUUAAUCCAUAAUAUCAUCCAUCGUUGGCAUUAAAGCUGAAAUUAUUAAACAUGGGGGAGAACCAUAAGAGGAAUAUUGCACUUGUUAGUUUGUGUUCUUUAUUGGUGGUGGCUAUGGUAGUUGCUCUAUCCAUCAGCCGUGACAAAGUUCCUGUAGCGGUGAGUGUAAGUCAUCGUGAGGUGACAUUAUCUUCUAUAAAAGCCAUCACAAGCGUAUGCCAGAGUACUAGUUAUCAAGAAACAUGUAUCGAUAGCCUUACCUCUUUGGCAGGGAAGUCCUCGCAGGGCGCCAAAGACCUCGUCCGCGCUGCAUUUCAGGCAACAAUUAAGCAUAUCAAGGAAGCAGCAACAAAAACAUCAGCCUGGCAAACUCUUGAGAAGGAUCCAAGAACAAGAAUGGCUCUUGAGAACUGUGAGGAGCUAGCGGACCGCGCCAUAUAUGAUCUUAACAGAAGCUACAGCAAGUUUGGUGUUUUCGACAUCAAGCAUAUAGGCCAUUGGGUUACUGAUAUGCAGAUUUGGCUAAGUGGUGCAGUUACUUAUCAAGAAACAUGCUUGGAUGGCUUUGAAGAUACCUCUGGAGAUGCUGGCAAGAAAAUGAGAAUGGCAUUGAAUGCUUCCAUGAAGCUAACUAGCAAUGCCCUUUCCAUGAUCACAAAGCUCUCAUCUCUCUUCCCAACUCUGAAUGUUAAUCGUCGUCAUCUGCUAUUUCACGAUGCACAUGUUUUAGGUCAUGGAAAUGAGUUAUUACCGGAUUGGAUUGAUGCUGGAAGGCGUAGACAUCUUUCGUCUAAGCCAACUGAAAUUAAACCCGAUCUCAUUGUGGCAAAGGAUAGCACUGGGAAGUACAAGACUAUUACGGAGGCUCUCAAAGAUAUCCCUAAGAAUAGUAACCAGACUUUUGUGCUAUAUAUAAAAGAAGGUGUUUAUGAUGAGCAAGUUCAGUUUAAUCAAUCUUUGGUUCAUUUGAUGGUUAUUGGAGAUGGACCAACAAAGACAAGAAUCACGGGGAAACUAAAUUUCAUCGAUGGUGUUCCCACGUAUCAUACUGCAACUGUUGCUGUGAACGGAGAUUAUUUCAUGGCUAAGGACAUUGGAUUUGAGAACACGGCUGGUCCAGAAAAACACCAAGCUGUUGCUUUGCGGGUUGGAGCUGAUAAAUCAAUCUUUUACAAUUGCCAUAUGGAUGGGUACCAAGACACUCUGUAUGCACACACAUAUCGACAAUUUUACAGUGAUUGUGUGAUCUCAGGCACCAUUGACUUCAUUUUUGGUGAUAGCGCUGCUGUUUUCCAGAAUUGUACCCUCGUAGUCCAAAAGCCUAUGGACAACCAGCAGUGUAUUGUGACAGCACAAGGUAGGAAAGACCCUCGGCAGCCAACAGGAUUUGUCCUUCAAAACUGCAAAUUUGUAGCUGAUAAUAAUGUCGACAACAAGACCAAAUCAUACCUUGGAAGACCCUGGAAAGAGUACUCUAGAACAAUCAUAAUGGAAUCUUCGAUCGAAGACUUUAUCCAGCUAGAAGGAUGGUUGCUGUGGAAUGAUACAUUCGCCUUAAACACUCUCUUCUAUGUUGAAUUCAACAAUAGAGGCCCUGCUUCCUCCAAAACACAACGCGUAAAAUGGGAAGGUGUUAAGGAACUUCCUGCUAGUCGAAUUGAACGAUUUACAACGUCCAAAUUCAUUGAUGGUGAUUCAUGGAUACCAUCUACAGGCAUCCCUUAUUCCUCUGGUUUUUUCUUUCCACCACCAAAAGAAGAUGCUUCUAUCAAAUAUUCCCCUGAGGACCCCAUAGAAAGCCAAGAUUUAGAAAGAAUAAAUAAAGACAAGUCUUCUUAUCAUCAUUUGACUUCUGAUAUUGCUCCAGUACUAUCUCCUCUAGAAGCUCCACCUGCUAGAACAACGUCGGUAGCUCCAACAACAUCUCCAGUGUCAGCCAAACGACACCGGCGAUGGCCAUUCAGCUUUUUUUCAGGCGCAUGAAUUUAGUGUGCUACCCAUUGUUUUAGACUUCAUUAGCUUGAUACUGUAGGAAAAAAUAAUUCAAAGUUGCAGGAAAUCAAAACUGGUUAGAUUUUGUUAUUUUAAUUUAUGUCUAGUUAAGAUUUAUUGUCAAAUUUAGAUAGGGUUUUCCUGUUUUGAGCUAAAGUAGAUUUUGUACUAUUAUAAAUUGGGAUAUUGCCUGCUAUUUUCAUAUAGUGGAGAUUAUAUAUAGCAUUUAGAGAUUCGUAGAGUUUAUGAA